AUGUCCGAUCUCCAGCCUAGGCGUCUUCCUCCUUCCCCCGGCGACGCCUCACAUGCGCAAUUCAUGCGUUGGCGUGCCAAUGAACAGAACGACGAGGUAUCCAGUGCCGACGGAUCGAGGGCUUCUGGAUCGAGUGUCGAUGAACAGAGCAAUGAGGAAUUCAGCACCGACGAAUCGAGCGACGACGGAUGGAGGACUUUUGGAUUGAGUGCCGAUGAACAGAGCGAUGUGGAAUUCAGCGCCGACGAAUUGAGCGACGAUGGAUACUCCUUCACCCUCCAGGGCUGGACCUUCAAACGCUGGCGGAACGCCCUGCCGCUGGCCAUCUCCGCUCGCAUCCCGCUCGAGGUCUUCGAGAUCAUCAUCAACGCGAUGAAUCCCCCACAUUGA
Molecule: messenger RNA, 390 nt
Organism: Fomitopsis serialis
Lineage: Eukaryota; Fungi; Basidiomycota; Agaricomycetes; Polyporales; Fomitopsidaceae
Exons: 2
Coding region: 1-390 (129 amino acids)
Source: RefSeq, a predicted model, not a curated record